Molecule: messenger RNA, 5644 nt
Organism: Onychostoma macrolepis
Lineage: Eukaryota; Metazoa; Chordata; Actinopteri; Cypriniformes; Cyprinidae
Gene: ubash3ba
Product: ubiquitin associated and SH3 domain containing Ba
Exons: 14
Coding region: 403-2334 (643 amino acids)
Molecular function (GO): protein binding
Source: RefSeq, a predicted model, not a curated record
AUGUAACAAGUAUUGAUAGAUUUCACUCGCGACGCGCCCGCUACAACAUUUCUAACUAUACGGCGAAUUAUAUUUCUUCCCGCGGCGGACAGCGACAGCGGUGUUUGUCGACACGCGGAGCAAAUGUGACUGACUUCCGACUGGUGACCCCUUUCUCAAACUGUAAUGACAUGAGCGCUCCAGCAGGAAGCUCAAAUCAUUUUGUGUUUAGAAACAUUGUAGCGCGUCCGCCGAGACUUGUGUCUGUCCGACUGUGGGGAAUAAUGGAGCGUUUUUGAACCGGCCUUUAACGCAGAUACUGUAGCGCUCGAUCCGAUGUUUUAAAUGUGUGUCGUGUCCGUCCAUUUGGACGCAUCAAAAGUAAGCAAAUCGCUGUUCUGAAGCCAAAUGGAAAGCUGAACCAUGGCAGCAAAAGAGGACCUAUAUGCCAAAGUCGCUCCGCGGAUGCAGCGGCAGAACCGGCCAGGAACUGUCAAACAUGGAAAUAGUCUGGAUGUUUUGCUGUCAAUGGGCUUCCCUAAAACCAGGGCGCUAAAAGCUCUGGUUUCGACUGGGGGCAGAAAUGUACAAGCAGCCUGUGACUGGUUGUUCUCUCAUGUGGAUGACCCGUUCCUGGAUGAUCCUUUACCCAGGGAGUAUGUGUUGUACCUGAAACCCAGCGGUCCUCUCCUCAACCAGCUUUCCAACUUCUGGCAGCAGAGUCGCAUCACAUGUGGCAAGAACAAAGCCCACAACAUCUUCCCUCACGUAACCCUCUGCCAGUUCUUCAUGUGUGCAGAUAGCAAGGUAGAUGCCCUCUGUGAAGCUCUGCAAGCAGUGGUGGGUCAGUGGAGAGGUCGUUUCCCCUCCCCACUCCCCCUAGAAUUCUACUCCUCCUCAAACUUCAUCGGCCUCUUUGUGGAAGAGAAGGUGGCUGAGGUGAUCAAGAGCUUUGCAGCAGACUUUGCCACUGAGGCAGCUUCCAAAGCAGAUGUUCAUGUGGAGCCCCAUAAGAAGCAGCUUCAUGUAACUCUGGCCUACCACUUCCAAACCAAUCAUCUUGCAUCAUUAGAAAAACUUGCCAAAGGUGUAGACAUAACCCUGGGCUGUGAUUGGCAGGCUGUACUCUUGUCACGGGACAUCCGAUUUGCCAAUCAUGAGACCCUGCGGGUGAUGUACCCUUAUGUGCCUCAGAAUGAUGAUGAACUGGAGCUGGUGCCCAGUGACUUCAUCUUCAUGUCGUCUAUAGAACAGACCACUGCCAGUGAGGGCUGGGUCUACGGGACCUCGAUGAGCACAGGGUUAUCUGGGCUACUGCCAGAAAACUACGUCAACAGGGCAGACGAGUGUGACACUUGGGUAUUUCAUGGGUCUUUCUCUUUCCUUAAUGGAACCCCCCCAACCAAUAUCAGGGGUGCAAUGGGUGGGAUUUUUCUUGACCCACACUUGGACGGUCGUCUCCUUGAUGACCCCAUGCCAGUGGAUCCCCACAGUCUGAGCGUUUUAUGUCAACCUAUGCAGAUCCUACGACCCAAUCAGUCUCAUUUGCCUAAGAGAACGUUGUUUGUGUGUCGCCAUGGUGAGAGAAUGGAUGUAGUGUUUGGGAAACACUGGAUCACUCAGUGCUUUGAUGCCAAAGGUCGGUAUGUGCGGUCAAACCUGAAUAUGCCAACGAGUCUCCCAGCGAGGAGUGGGGGGUACAGGGACUAUGAUAAGGACUGUUCUAUCACUGUGUUCGGAUCCACACAGGCUCGUCUAGUCGGGGAGGCUCUCCUGGAAAGUCAUACAGUGGUAGACUUUGUAUACUGUUCUCCAUCUCUGCGCUGCGUGCAAACAGCUCAUAAUAUCCUCAAAGGUCUUCAAAAGGAUGGGAAGACUAAGAUCAGAGUUGAGCCGGGUUUGUUUGAGUGGACUAAAUGGGUGUCGGGAACCUCAUUACCUGCCUGGAUUCCUCCUGCAGACCUGGCGGCUGCAAACCUUAGUGUGGAUACAACGUACAGACCUCAUAUUCCUGUCAGUAAACUGGCCGUGUCCGAGUCCUAUGAAACAUACAUCAGUCGCAGCUUCCAAGUGACGCGUGAAAUACUGUCAGAGUGCAAUAAUCUGGGAAAUACAGUGCUGAUUGUGGCCCAUGCUUCCUCUCUGGAGGCUUGUACGAGGCAGAUACAGGGACUGACCCCACAGAACUCUAAAGACUUUGUGCAAGUGGUCAGAAAGAUACCUUACUUAGGCUUUUGUGCUUGUGAGGAGAUGGGUGAGACAGGCGUUUGGCAGCUUGUGGAUCCACCCAUCCUACCCCUCACCCAUGGGCCCAAUCACAGCUUUAACUGGAGAGAAACACUGCUGCAAGACUGAGAGGUUCUGCAACUUUUACCCUCACUGCUCUUCCUCCAAAGGCAACAGAGACGUGCUUACAGUCACACCAUCACAGAUCUGCAUUAUAGCACUAUAAACGGCUCAUGCUUCCAUAGCCACGUUCUUGCACUUCUGCAAUACACCUCAUUGACCCUGUCUUAAUAUAUAAAGCAUAAGAGCAGUAAUAUUUGCGAUAGAUUUCCAUAACGUGCUCAAACACCAUUUUCCGGCCUAUAGACAAGCUGCAGCAGAACCCUUGCAUUCAACUGUAGCCCAGGAAAAACUAAAAAUCUGAGCGCUUCAAAGCCACACGUGCACAGCGAUAAACUCAGGUUUCCUGCCUCAGUGAGGAGGAAAUAGUGCGCAAAGUUGAUGAGUCAUCAUCCAACACUUCCAAAACGGAUGCCGCUGGACUCGAGCUGGGUCUCUGAACCCUUUGUAAACUCCAUUUUCCUAGACUCUGUAGGGGAAUGAGAUUCUCCCUAUUACACUGUGAAUCAAAUAGACAUGCACAACCUAUCGCAUCAAGAUUUCCCAAUUACACCUGCUACAAGCCCACUCACCAACCUCCUGAAAGCACAAGAAUAUAAUCUGGCAAUCAGAUAGACUGAGACCAAGCAGCUUUAAAGUAGUUUAGAAAUGGAUUUGGUGGACAGCACAUUCGUCCUGUGCCUUGCUGUCAUGCUGCUACUGUUAAACACAUUGCAACUAUAGGACACUUUGGGAGGACUGUUAGUUAGGGCUUAUUUGGAGACGGUAUUUAAAGAUGUACUGUCACGCUUUUCGCAUGUAGGGUCAAUUUUAAAAGAGGGAGAUGAUAAACCCAGUGAGGACGUCAUCAAAGGCAGUGCCACAAAUGGUUUUAACUUCUUAAGCAGCAGCUUAAAUAAUGUUAUGUGCAGCUGUUACGCUGAACGGCGAGCUUUACUUUCUGAGCACUUGAAAAAUCGAACCAAACAGGAAAGAAUGCUUCAACAAUGUAAAGAAUUGUACAUUAAUGCAUAAUGUGUCUGUAUAUACUAAGUAACAUAGUAAAAUCCAUUUGAUGUGUUUCACCUUUAAAUGGAAAAAAUAUAAUUGCAUUUAUUUAUGUAUUCAUAAGAUAGUUGUAAAGAGAAUAUGUUGGUGCUUCAGGUUUGUUUUUUGUUUGUUAUUUCCUGUUUUUGGAAUAGAGAAAUCAAGCCAUAGCAAAUGAUGAUAUAAAUCACUAUAUAAUGCAGUGUUUCUCUCCACUCCCUGCACUUACAUAAGCAUAUCUGUUACGAUUACUGUAAUAUGCCAUCUGUGUUCCCUGAACUUCAUAACUAUUUUAGCCCACCUAUGGUUUGACAUUUAAUGAUGAUAAGGAGGAGGCAUGCAUAAUGAGAUGUGCAAUGCACUGCACAAGCAAAAGAGGUUUAUGGGCUGUCUGUUUUUGCUAUAGUUUUCAGUCUGUGCUCAUGUAGUGCAUUUACUUAAAGAUAAACGUAGAUGUUAUGUUUUUACUUUUUUGCUUUUUUAUUGAGUUUAAGAGUUGAUCUCUUGCCUAAAUGGUUCCUGUCAGGGGAUGAAAGGGAUAGUUUUACCCAAAAUGAUUUUCCAAAAUUGUUUAUUGCAUUUCAAACAUAGAAAAAACAGACAAUGAAACUAUCAAUAUGAAUAAAUAAGUAAAAGUAAAGCAACAGAUACACCAGAUCAGUUGUCAGAUUUUUUUGCAUUUUUUUUAUUCAGUCUAAUAUAGUGAAAGAAGAGAAUUUUUCUCUUGCUGGUUUAGCCAUGUUAAGUUGUGUGUUCAUAGUUCACAAUUUUGAUGAGGCUUUGUAUCCAUAGCCAUGGUAUAAACCUAUUUUGUAUAUAUUCAGGCCACAAUAUAUACUGAACGCAAAUGAGAACUUUGUGUGCCUGCGUAUGACUACUAUACUUUUUUUAUUUUUAGAUAGUUUCAAUAAAUCACAAAGGUUCAUAGAAAUGACCUCAACUUAAAGAUCCAGCUGCAUUUAUAGUUAACAGCCCACACAAAGGGAAGGAACACACAAAUCCAUCAUGUUGAAAUAAUACACAAGCUUAUUUUAUAAGUCACUAUUCAUUAUAAUUGCUUUCUGCUUUUGCGUUCCAUGGUUUGGACCAACAUUGGUGUGAGCAAUUUUCAGUUUUGGGUGUACUAUCCCUUUCAAACGUUUCAGAUUACAGGGAGUCAAAGACAAAUCUGUCUUCAUUAAUUUGGCAUUUUCCAGCUCAACAGUAAUAUAGCCUUCUAUAUGCUUCCUACUCAUGAAUUUAAACGAGACCGCACAUAUGACUUUGUGGAGAUUUCUAAUUAGCCGAGCUAGUGUACGUGUGUGUGGGUGUGGUCGAGUGUUUGUUCAUGUGCUAGAAGAUGAAAAUUCUGUUCUACCAUAAAAAAUAAUUACCUUAUUAAAUCAUCCUCUUCUGCUAUUACAACAUGUCUACCGUGAAUAGAUCCUUGUUCUUCCAAAUAUGGCAACACACAAGCAUCAUGUGUAUCAGUGUGUAUUACCACAGAGGGUUGAAUGAGUACAGCUUGACAAAAGCUGAUUCAUAACUGCGGUUGAUUCACCGAGAGGUAAUAUUGUCACUGUAUGUUUUCAGAAGCAUGCUAUGUGUGCAACUUCUUCUGAUUGUUUGAAAAUGAAGGGGGAUUGUUUGAAAAUGAAUAUGAGCCAAAGUGCUUCAUUGAUUUUUUUUUUUCAGAGCCAGAAUAAAUCAUUUUUAAUGCGUAUACUUUAAGCAUAUUCUGACCAACAGUUACCAUUUUGGCCAUGAUGAGGUUUUGUGUUUGUCCUGAUGCUCUUGAGACUCAUGAGAUGUUUUAUAUACCCUUCUGAUCAGUGACUGGGGAAAUCAAUAAACAUACAAAAUCUAAAAACAAAAUAGCAAGAAAUAUAAAACAAGUGUAUUACAGAUUGCUAUUUUAGCUGUUGUUAUUUUAAUUGUUGUUUGGUCCUCCCUGAAAUGAGUCAUGUUUAGUUUAUAUAGGACUUUAUGCUUUCAUUCAGGUCAUCUAAUAUAUUUAAAGUUAUUCAAGUUUUACCUUGGGGGCGUUUUAGCAACUUAAAAAUUAUCCUUGCAUGCCCAAGAAGAAAAUGCAAAUGCAACACCUCCAUAGUGAACAGUUGUACAUGAAAUGACUGCACAAAACAUACGUUAUAGUUCAGUGCUCAAAAAUUUGAACCGAGAUUCCAAAAUCAUGUGUGACAUUCUGCCACAGAGCUACCUUUUUAAGUUUGAUUGUUGAUUUUUAUUUUAAGACUUGUUUUAAUGCGCAAUGUUUGUAAAGCAUGUUUGCAAAUAAAUAUUUUGUCAUCCUGCA